GCGAGUGCCAGAGUCCGAGCGGCGGGAGCAGAGCGCGGCGCUGCCUCAGGUCUCCGAGCCGCUCGCCAUGGCUGGCCCGCAGCAGCAGCAACCCCCUUACCUGCACCUGGCCGAGCUGACGGCGUCGCAGUUCCUGGAGAUCUGGAAGCACUUUGACGCAGACGGAAAUGGCUACAUUGAAGGGAAAGAGCUGGAGAACUUUUUCCAAGAGCUGGAGAAAGCAAGAAAAGGCUCUGGCAUGAUGUUGAAGAGCGACAACUUCGGGGAGAAGAUGAAGGAGUUCAUGCAGAAGUACGACAAGAACUCGGACGGGAAGAUUGAGAUGGCCGAGCUGGCGCAGAUCCUACCGACGGAAGAGAGCUUCCUUCUGUGCUUCAGGCAGUGCGUGGGCUCCAGCGCUGAGUUCAUGGAGGCCUGGCGGAAGUACGACACAGACAGAAGCGGUUACAUCGAAGCCAAUGAGCUCAAGGGUUUCCUGUCCGACCUGCUGAAGAAGGCCAACCGGCCAUAUGAUGAAGCCAAGCUCCAGGAGUACACCCACACCAUACUGCGGAUGUUUGACUUGAACGGGGACGGCAAAUUGGGCCUCUCAGAGAUGUCCCGACUCUUGCCUGUCCAGGAAAACUUCCUGCUUAAGUUCCAGGGCAUGAAGCUGACCUCGGAGGAGUUCAAUGCCAUCUUCACCUUUUACGACAAGGACGGCAGCGGCUACAUCGAUGAGAACGAGCUGGACGCCCUCCUAAAGGAUUUGUACGAGAAAAACAAGAAGGAGAUGAACAUCCAGCAGCUCACCAGCUACAGGAAGAGUGUCAUGUCCCUAGCCGAGGCAGGGAAGCUCUACCGCAAGGACCUGGAGAUUGUGCUGUGCAGCGAGCCGCCCAUGUAA
This is a messenger RNA of Ochotona curzoniae (black-lipped pika), 886 nucleotides long. It is a transcript of the gene CALB2, whose product is annotated as calbindin 2. The coding region runs from base 68 to 886 and encodes 272 amino acids. Gene Ontology annotation, biological process: regulation of long-term synaptic potentiation; regulation of presynaptic cytosolic calcium ion concentration. Gene Ontology annotation, molecular function: calcium ion binding. Gene Ontology annotation, cellular component: dendrite; terminal bouton; cytosol. The transcript has 11 exons. The record is from RefSeq and is a predicted model, not a curated record. Lineage: Eukaryota; Metazoa; Chordata; Mammalia; Lagomorpha; Ochotonidae.